GUACCUUGACAGGGCUAACGAUAGUCGCGAAUUCAAGCGAAAAAGUUUAAGGCUUUGCUGUGGCCAGAGACAGCAAUCCGCCGAACAAUGCCGUCUAUACUUACUUCACAGGCGCCUUCGCAACAACGCGCACCGUCCUGUGAUGGUAGGCAGCCGGUGAUUUAAGAGCUUAAUGAACACGCUCUUUAUGAUGACGCCGGUGGUCUUGCUGUUGCUAUUGUCCUUCUCGCUUGUACAGGCAAGCAAAACAGACAUCCCACAGCCCAACUGCACUGCAACAUUUAAUAUACCCGCACGCCGAUGCAAGCAGAUUUGUCUUACAAGAUUCGUCGCUCGCUUUAUACCCCUCUUCAGAAUUAUCAACAAGCCUGACGGUACGAAAUGCAAGAGAUUACUGACCGGAAUGAAGGGACAUUGUAAAGAAGGAAGGUGCCUGCUUGGUGGCGUGCUUGGUUUCUUUAUUAAUAGGACUCCGUUGAAGCAUAUCGGAUAAACGAUUCCUGACACAGCUAUAUGCCUUUCUCCGACGAAGAAAAGCACUUUAGUUUACGCCUAAUCUGAAAGUAUUAUAAUAAAGGCGGUUGGCCGGUCUGAGCUUAAUCUU
Messenger RNA from Dermacentor silvarum, 604 nucleotides. RefSeq lists its product as uncharacterized. Lineage: Eukaryota; Metazoa; Arthropoda; Arachnida; Ixodida; Ixodidae. The transcript has 4 exons. The coding region runs from base 173 to 493 and encodes 106 amino acids. The record is from RefSeq and is a predicted model, not a curated record.